AUGAUUAUGAAUUCUAAUGAUAAUAAAAGAAAAAAGGAUUUAGAUAAUAAAAAUAAUGAUGAUAAAAAGAAUUGUUAUGAAAAACAACAAAAUAAAAAAAAUAGUGUGGAAGAACAGAGUGAUACUAAAAAAUUUAUUUCAAUGAAAAAUGAAAAUAAAAAAAAUUACAUAAAUAUUAUGAACAAAAAUAGUAUUAACGAAAAAAAGACAUUAAAAAUGAUAGAUAAAAAGAAAGAUAAAAUAAAAAAAAUGGAUGAAAAAAAAUAUAAAUCAAUAUAUCAGGUAAGAAAUAAUUCGAUCAUAAAUUUUUUUAACAGUGAAUCUGUACCUUGGAUAUCUUCCUUUUUUAAUUUAAAAGAAGAAGAUUUGUUGAUUUUUGGUAGAGAAUUAAAAAAAAAAAAUAUUUUUAAAAGAUGUUUUCAAAAAAUACAUAAAAAUAGAAGAAGGAGAUGUAUGUCGUUUAAUCCAUAUAGGGUUCCCUUAGCUUGUAAAAAAGUAACACUAGAAGAAAUGUUAAUAUCGGAACCAAAAAUAAAAAAAAAAAAAAAAAAAAAAAAAAAAAAGAAAAAAAAAAAAUGUUCCCUUUGGAUAUUUUUAAAAUUUAUUAUGAGAAGUAAAAAAAAGAAUUGGUUAGAAACUCAUUUAUAUCAUUCGAAGAGAUUUCAUAUGAUGAGUAUAUAUGGAUAUAAAUUAGCUAUAAAAAAUUGUAGUAAAAUAAGUAGAAGAAUUUUCAGAUAUAGCAAACGAAAAUCAUUAAUACAUGAUAUGUCUUAUAUUGAAGUAAUUCAAUUAAGUGGGGAUGAAAAUACUAUAAUAAAUGCAUUGAAAAAAUGCACAAAUGUUGAACAGGCCAAUAUGCUUAGGAAAAAAUAUUUAUUAGGAAUAUUAUUAGGAAAAAUUUUUAUUUACAACUAUAAGAAUGAUGAUAUCAUAGAAGAAGAAGAAGAAGAAAAAAAAAAAGAAGAAAAAGAAGAAGAAGAAAUAGAAAAAGAAAAAAAAAAAAAAAAUAAUUUAAACAAUAACUCUAAUUCAAAUGAAAAUCACAGUGAUAAUUUUUUUAACUCAAAGAAUCCUCUAAUAUGCCCUGCAUAUUUUUUAUGGAGGUCUAAAUUAAAGUCAAAUAUUCAUUUAAAAAAAGAAAAAAGAAAAAAUAACAAUAUUAAUAGUGAUAUAAAUAAAGACAAUAAAGUUAAAAUUAUUAAUAACAAUGAUAGUUUUUCUGAAAAAAAAGAAGAAGAAUUAGAAGAUAAACUAAGAGAUAUAUGGUUAUUUGUUCAUCCAUUGUGUUUAAAAGAAGUUAUGAAAAUUUUUCUGAAAUUAAAUUUAAUGAUCACUGUAAAACAUAUAAAAAAUAUUUGCAUGUAUGAAUUGAUUGGACCUAGAAGUUUUGAGUUAUUAACAAAUAUUUUAAAAGUAAAAAAUAAAUACCCAAAACAAAUAAAACAUGAUAUAUAUCAUUAUAACUAUGAAAAUGUUACUUUACCAUAUGAUUUCGUUAUUCCUUUAUAUGCUAUUUUACCUAAAUCUAUUGGACCGUUUAUGCUAAAUUAUAAGAUUAAUGAAAAUGAAAUACAGAAAGUUGAUAGAAAAGAUUCACAUAUUUUUAAUUUAUUGAAUAAAGAAAACAAAUUUAUUAACACUAUAAAAAAUGAUAAAAGAAAUGUAGAUAAUAUAAUAGAAAAUGCAUUUGAUUAUUUAAAAGAAAAAAAUGGGAUGAGAGUUUUAAAAGAAAAGGAAUUCAGCCCAUAUGAUAAUAACAUCCUUAUGAAUGAAAAAGUGAAACAAAAAGUAAUUAAAAAUGUUAAAGUUAGCAAAUAUGAACAUUUAAGAAGUAAUAAAAAAAAGAAAGUAAAAACAGUUAUUCUGAAAAUGUUAAAAAAUAAUAAAAAUAUUGAGAGUUAUGAUAUACUUAAGGAAAAAAGAAAAUCCAUAUGUGAAUUGUUAGGAAAUAAUCAUAAUUUUAGUUCCUUUCAUUUUACUAAUAUUCUAAAUAAUGACAAUAAUAAUUACAAUAUUACAUCAAUUUCUAGGAGUGAUAUGAACGAUAAUAAUAACUUAUUAAAUAUUAGUACAAAUAAUAAAAAAGCAAUUGUAUUUGAUGAUAUAAGUAAUAAAAGUAAAGAAAAAAAAAAUAUAACUGAAAUUUCCGAUAAUUUAAAAUUUUCUUUCAAAGAUAAAAAAGAAUCAAGUAUUACAUAUAAAAAUAAUGAAUGUGAUAAAUAUAUGAAAAAAAAAAUAGACAAAAAACUAAAUGUAACAUAUGGGAAAGAUUCAAUACAAAAGUAUAUAAAUGAAUGUUUAAAUAAAAAUGAUACAAAAGAUGAAAAAGGUGUAAUAAUAAAAAAAAAAGAAACAAGUGAUAUUUCCAUAGAAUUAAAUAAAAUCAAGGAAAAUAUUAAGCAAAAUUCAAAAAAAUAUAUUAAAAUACCUAUAUUAAUAGUAAAUCAAACUAAUAACAAUAAUCAUAGGUAUUUUAUUAUAUGCCCUUCAAAAAAAAAAAGUUCUAUUUUAUUUCACUUGUUAAUACGAAAUGGUUCUAUAGCAAUAGGUUUGAAAGAAAGAGACAAAAUUUUGAAAUGUUAUGACUUUAUUUGUUAUCCUCAAGACUUUCCGGAUUCAUAUGGUGGAAUUCAAUAUAGUAAAUUAAGAGAAGAGUUAUCAAAAAAAAAGUAUUUUAAAAAACCGUUAAGUAAAAGAAUAAAUUAUUAUUGUUUAGGAAUAAACAAUCCUUUUAACUAUUCAUGGUUUUGCAUUCACCCGUAUAAAAAUAAUAUAAAAAUUAUAAGAGUUACUGAUUCUUAUAAUCAAUUUUUAAUUCAAACAUUUAUACAACGUUUUUUAUCUAUAUCUUUAAAAAAAAUUUAUCACAUUAACACUCUUGAGGAAUUUGAAAAAUUUGUAGAACAUUUUAAGUCAAAAUUUAAUGUUUUCUCAAGUUAUUUUAUUACUGUUUAUGUAUGUUCAUACAAAAGAAGUAUCCCAAAGAGAUUAUCUCAUGUGUGCACAUUAACACUUAAGCAAUUAAUCAAAUUUUUUAUAAAGCAUAUGGACACAAAAAAAAUGUUGGAAUGGAUAAAACAUAAGAGAAUUAUUAGCAAAAACAAUAAUAAUGAUAAACAAAAUAUUGAAAAAUUAAAAGAAUCUAUAAUUCACAAGUACAAAAAUAAGAUUAUAAAAAAAAAUAAAUAUGAAAACAAAGAAAAAUUAUUAACAGGAAGUUCAAUAAAUACUCAAGAAAUUUCAAAAGAUAAACAAAAUGUGGAUGAAAUUAUUUUGCCAUCAAAAAAAAUAAUAGGAUAUGUUUCAAGUGGAGGUCAUGUAUUAUCAAAAGGAUAUGGAUAUGGGAUAGCACAUAUAUCUUUUUAUUUUUUUUUGCAAAAUUUAUUAAAUCAUAUGUUUAUUUUGAAAUUAUUAAUGUCAGGUGAAAUAAAAAUAAAUGAAAAAGGAAGAGAAUUUCCUUUUAUAGGUUUGAUCAGAAAUGUAAAUUCUGCUUAUUAUCAUUAUGUUUGGCUUAGUUUAGUAGCAGAAGAUAAAUAUUUACCAUUUUAA
Molecule: messenger RNA, 3549 nt
Organism: Plasmodium gallinaceum
Lineage: Eukaryota; Apicomplexa; Aconoidasida; Haemosporida; Plasmodiidae
Gene: POP1
Product: ribonucleases P/MRP protein subunit POP1, putative
Biological process (GO): tRNA 5'-leader removal
Cellular component (GO): ribonuclease MRP complex; nucleolar ribonuclease P complex
Source: RefSeq, a predicted model, not a curated record